Molecule: messenger RNA, 1324 nt
Organism: Epinephelus fuscoguttatus (brown-marbled grouper)
Lineage: Eukaryota; Metazoa; Chordata; Actinopteri; Perciformes; Serranidae
Gene: syt1b
Product: synaptotagmin Ib
Exons: 9
Coding region: 86-1324 (412 amino acids)
Biological process (GO): regulation of calcium ion-dependent exocytosis; calcium ion-regulated exocytosis of neurotransmitter; regulation of dopamine secretion
Cellular component (GO): axon; dense core granule; synaptic vesicle membrane
Molecular function (GO): syntaxin binding; phosphatidylserine binding; calcium-dependent phospholipid binding
Source: RefSeq, a predicted model, not a curated record
GAAAAGGAGUACCUGUGAGUCUGGACGUUGCCGCUGGGACGACCGAAUACAGUUUAAUUCUGGAUCUGCUGUCUUUCCUUAAAUAAUGACUGGGAACCGUCGAGCUGCCCCAGAUGCCCCUGGCACCCCCGCUACCCCAACCCACUUCCCAAAUGCAACAACCACCCCAGGCCAAAAACAACCUGGAGGCCACAAUCCCAACAAGUUCAUGAGUGAACUGCGCAGCAUCCACAUGCCAUCAUGGGCCAUUGCUGCCCUUUGCAUCGUGGUUUUGUGCGUGGCGCUGUCGUGUGCCGUGUGUGUGUGGAAGAAGUGCUUGAAAAAGAAGGACAAGGACAAAGAAAAGGACAAGAAAAAGGGAAAAGAGAAGAGUAACGGAGGCUUUGACACUGAAAUGGAUGGAGGUUACAAAGAGCCGUUGAAAGAUGAAGGUACCAAAGAAACAGAUCUGUCAGAUAAUGAGCCUAAGGAGGAGGAGAAGUUGGGGAGACUGCAUUUCACAUUAGACUACAACUUCACAGAUAAUACGCUGGUGGUCGGCAUCUUGCAGGCUGCUGAACUUCCUGCCAUGGACGUGGGCGGUAGCUCGGACCCUUAUGUUAAACUCUAUCUGCUCCCGGACAAAAAGAAAAAGUUUGAAACCAAAGUUCAUAGGAAGACCCUCGAACCCACCUUCAAUGAGACGUUCACAUUUAAGGUACCGUACACUGAGCUGGGUGGAAAGACGCUGGUGAUGACUGUGUACGACUUUGACCGCUUCUCCAAACACGAUGCCAUAGGAGCUGUGAAGAUACUGAUGAGCAGUGUGGACUUCAGCCAGUCUCUGCAGGAGUGGAGGGAUCUGCAGAAGGCAGAGAAGGAGGAGAGUGAGCGGCUUGGAGACAUCUGUUUGUCCUUGAGGUAUGUGCCUACUGCGGGGAAGCUGACAGUGGUGAUUUUGGAGGCCAAAAACCUGAAGAAAAUGGAUGUGGGUGGAUUAUCAGACCCUUACGUGAAGAUCCACUUAAUGCAGAAUGGGAAAAGGCUCAAGAAAAAGAAAACAACGAUAAAGAAGAACACUUUAAACCCUUACUACAAUGAGUCUUUCAGCUUUGAAGUGCCAUGUGAACAGAUAGAGAAGGUGCAGGUAGCAGUGACUGUGCUGGACUAUGAUAAGAUUGGGAAGAAUGAUGCCAUCGGGAAGGUGCUGCUGGGCAGUAACAGCACUGGGACUGAGCAACGGCACUGGGAAGACAUGCUGGCAAACCCUCGCAGGCCAAUAGCUCAAUGGCAUAGCCUCAAACCAGAGGAUGAAAUCAAUGCGCUAAUUUCGAACAAGAAAUGA